Dermacentor albipictus is the source of this 1326-nucleotide messenger RNA. NCBI's taxonomy places the organism in Eukaryota, Metazoa, Arthropoda, Arachnida, Ixodida, Ixodidae. The record is from RefSeq and is a predicted model, not a curated record.
AUCGAGACGGUCGAGAUCGUGAGGAUCGAAUGAUACGUGGUGGUGGUGGCGGCGGCGGAGGCGGCGGCGGUGCUGAACGGGACCGAGAACGUGAACGCAGGCGCAGCCGCAGUCGAGACCGGGAACGCAGGCAUCGAAGCAGCAAGGAUGAUCGUGAACAGCGUCGCGAGCGGCGGCGAGAUAGGCCUGACCGGGAACGGCCUGAUCGAGAGCGGCCCGAUCGGGAACGGCCCGAUAGAGAGCGUCCUGAUCGAGAACGACCUGAUCGAGAGCGGCCAGAGCGGCCGGAGCGGGACCGUUCAGAGCGGGAUCGGGGCGACCGGGAUCGCGACCGCCGGGACCGUGCCGACCGUGCCGACCGUGCCGAUGACGGCGGUGGUGGCGACGUGCCUGGGGAGCGCGAGAAGCGUCGCCGGAGCAGAAGCCGGGAGCGAAAACGCAAGCGGAGCCGAAGCCGCAGCCGUGAGCACAGGCGCCGGCGGGAGCGCAAUGGCGCUGAUCGAGGCAUUGACGGCAUCAAGCAGGAACCGUCUGGCGGCGGCGAUCAGCAGCAGCAGGACGGCUUUGCAGAAGACAACAGGUCAGCUGGUGGACCAGGAGGCAACUACGAGUCCGCCAACGCCGAGGGCUACAACAGCGGCCCCGACGGAGGAAGUGGCUACAACAGCGAGAGCCAGUCAUCGUUCAAGAUGGAAAGGACCGAAGAGUACAACUAGGCUGCGGCCUGCCAGUGGCACGGACAGGUUUUGUCUUGUCUUGGGAUGCAUUACCAAGGUCUCCGUCAGAGACGGGCUUCUGGAAGGGAGCGUGUGUGUUGCCUGCCUGCUUGCUCCUUCUCAAGAUUUCCCUUUCUUUGUAUACCAUGAACUCUGUUCCCUUCCUUGACAGACAUCAUUUUACAGCUAUCAUCCAUCAUUGCAAGCAUGCUUUUGUAUUAUUUUUCUUUUUGCCAUGUGGCUUCCUGCUGCUUGAGUGCAUUUCACAAGAGCUGUUUGCACCAGCACAUUUUCACAUUGAACAGACUAGCUGACCACUUAUGAUUAAAUAUGCCGCAUCAUUAAUGCUGUUCAGUAUUUGUUUGAGGAGAAAGUGAGCUGUUGGAUAAUGGGGUAGAUUCCUAAUCACAUUCGUCAUAGUCGUCUCGCAAGAAGCGUUGGUAAGUAGGAAGCCUCUCUGGAGGUAAGUGUCGUUGCAGAAGAUUUGCGAGCUGAGCUCGUAGAACUGAAUUCAUUCUUGAGGGAGCAUGCUGGGCUGUGGUUUCUUGCACACCAUAGUCUUGUGACUGGUAAUUGAGAAGCCCAAAUAAAUUGACAAUACGUCUUCCAA